This is a messenger RNA of Boleophthalmus pectinirostris (great blue-spotted mudskipper), 7558 nucleotides long. It is a transcript of the gene dock10, whose product is annotated as dedicator of cytokinesis 10. Gene Ontology annotation, molecular function: guanyl-nucleotide exchange factor activity. The transcript has 55 exons. Lineage: Eukaryota; Metazoa; Chordata; Actinopteri; Gobiiformes; Gobiidae. The record is from RefSeq and is a predicted model, not a curated record. Gene Ontology annotation, biological process: dendritic spine morphogenesis; small GTPase-mediated signal transduction; regulation of cell migration. The coding region runs from base 102 to 6656 and encodes 2184 amino acids.
AACACAGCUAGGUGGGCUCAUAUGUUCGGGGAGAGGACCAGGUCAGACCGCUGCAGUGAUUACCUGUCAGAAUCAGCCUCAGUGACCGCUCAGAUGACGAGAUGGCAGCUGAAUCCACCCGGAGAUUCACCAAGAACCUGCUGAAGCCGGGGAGCGCCGCGGAGAUACGGCAGACGGCGUGCAACGCGGUCCGACUCUCCGCAGUGACGCAGGAAAAGCCUAAGCUGAUUGACCCUCUAGACUAUGAGGCGGUCAUUUCAGAGCUGGGGGAUGAGCUGAAGGAGGAUCCUCUCAGAGACCUGCUCCUUUUUCCAGAUCAUGACUUCAAGGUGUCUACUGUGCCUCAGGAGAGGCGGACUCUCCAAUCGACAGUCCCAGAGGGGGCAGAGGGAGAAGCUGAGUGUCUGCUGGUCAGACAGGCCUGUAUGUUUUAUAACUCCGACCUGAAUGUAGUCCAGUUUAUGCAUGAAGACUACGCUGGAGACUACCGCCUCUUGCCCAGAAAAUUAUUCAAAGCGGAGAAGCUGCCAUCCCAUUCUUUUGAGAUUGACUAUGAGGAUGUGGACAAGGAUGAGGACACCACUUCUCUAUCCUCCUCCAAAGGGGGUGGGGCUGGAUCAGGCACAGGAUGCAAUGGAGUGUUUCGGUCAGGCUGGCUGUACAAGGGCAACUUUAACAGUACUGUCAACAACAGUAUCACUGUGCGGUCUUUCAAAAGGAGAUAUUUCCAGUUGACUCAGCUGACAGACAAUUCCUACAUCAUGAACUUCUAUAAAGAUGAAAAGAUCUCAAAAGAGCCUAAAGGGUGCAUCUUCCUUGACUCCUGCACUGGUGUAGUACAGAACAACAGGCUGAGAAAGCAUGCCUUUGAGCUGAAAAUGAAUGAGGUGACUUACUUUGUGCUGGCCGCGGAAAGUGAGCAGGACAUGGAGGAGUGGAUCAGCACCUUGUCUCGUAUUUUACAAAUCAGUCCACACGAUGCACCUGUGCCGGACCGCAAGAGCUUGGACCUCACUGAACACCGCCAAGAUGUGUUCGAUCUGUCGUUGGGUGACAGCUGUUUGCAGGAAAAUGAAGACACAACAGAGAAUGGGAUCAAUCCUGAGUUGGCAAAGUAUAUUGCAGAAACAGAUGAGGGAAUUCGCUGUGCCAGAAGGGAGGAGAGACUGAACCUUUUUUCUCUUGAUCCUGACACCCCUGUUUUAAGGAGCCCUCGAUCUGAACAUUCAUCUUCUGAGCCAACUGUGCGUCCCUUUGAAGAGAAGUUGGGCAGAAGGUUUAUGAUCACCUGUCAAAGCCUUAACCUCAUGCUGCAAGGCUCCCUCAAUGAAGUGGACACUGAGCCAGUAACCAAUGUUGAGCCUUUCUUUGUAUCAUUAGCCCUAAUGGAUAUAAGAGAGGGCAAAAAAAUCUCGGCAGAUUUCCAUGUGGACUUGAACCAUGAGGCUGUGCGUCAGAUGCUUGGGGGCUGCUGUAAUGGUCAAGCAGUGGGGCUAGGAGGACAGGAGAAUGGCCUGCCUUCUUCAGAAAAAAAAUCAGGGGACUGCUACCUCAGUCUGGAUUUGGAGCACUGGCUCUGCUUCCCCAAAAAGGCAAUCUUUUCUGUGACCAACCCCCACACGGACAUAGUAAUGGUGGCCAGAGUGGAAAAAGUGUUAAUGGGAAACAUUGCAUCUGGGACAGAACCAUACAUCAAGAACACGGACUCUAGCAAGACAGUACAGAAGAUUAUUAAAUCUAACAAGCACUUCUGUAGCAAACUGGGAAAGUACCGCAUGCCUUUUGCAUGGGCUGUGAGGUCAGUGUUUAAGGACAACCAUGGGGCCCUGGAUCGAGAUUCUCGUUUCUCACCUCUUUUCAGACAGGAGAGCAACAAAAUAUCCACGGAUGACCUGAUAAAGCUAGUCAAUGAAUACAGAAGGGCUGAGAAGACAAGCAAAUUACAAACUAUUCCAGGGACUCUGGAUAUUGGAAUGGAUUAUGUGCCAAUGGAGCAUCCAAAUUGCUUGACCUCCUCCUAUGUCCCAGUAAAGCCAUUUGAAGAACUGAGCAAACAUCAGCCUACAGUAGAGGUUGAGGAGUUUGUCCAAGACACAACUAAGUUCACCCAGCCACACCGUGUUUACAAGAAUCACAUCUACGUCUACCCUAAACACCUUAAGUAUGACAGCCAAAAGAGUUUUGCAAAGGCUCGUAAUCUUGCAGUCUAUGUAGAGUUCCGCAGCUCAGACGAAGAAAGUGCCAAGCCAGUAAAGUGCAUAUAUGGCAAGCCAGGAGGGCCACUUUUUACCACAUCAGCCUGUUCUACUGUUUUGCAUCACUCUCAGAACCCUGACUUUUAUGAUGAGGUAAAGUUGGAGCUUCCCACACAUCUUCAUGAAAAGCACCAUCUUCUCUUUUCCUUUUACCAUGUCACAUGUGACAUUAAUGCAAAGACAAAUGCAAAAAGGAAAGAAGCUCUGGAGACGUCAGUGGGAUAUGCUUGGCUGCCGCUCCUUAAAGAGGGCCGUCUUGCAACUCAGGAGUUCAACAUCUCGGUCUCCUCAAACCUUCCACCGGGUUACCUGGGAAUUAAAGAAGCCUGUAACACCAAGAGCUGUGCAGAUGUGAAAUGGGUGGAUGGGGGAAAAGCCAUUUUUAGAGUGUCCACCAAUGUGAUCUCAACUGUAUAUACUCAGGACCCCCACUUGAACAGAUUCUUUCAGCAGUGCCAGAAAAGAGAGCUGGACCUCUCUUCACCUCCUACCUCAAACUUCCUUAACUGCCUGAAGGGUCUACUCAGUAUAGAAAGAAUCCCAGUCAUUAUUCGAUUUCUGCCUGUGUUCUUCAACCAGCUCUUCAAGGUUCUGACUCAAAAUGAUAAUGAUGAGGUCACUACUGCCACCACAAGAGUGCUGGUCCAUAUUGUUUCAAAAUGCCAUGAAGAAAACCUGGAUCAUUUCCUGCACUCUUAUAUAAAGUAUGUGUUCAAGACAGAGGCUCAUGGAUUCAGAACAGUCCAUGAGGAGUUAGCCAAAGGAAUGACCUUUGACCUGAAGAGCAAUGACCAGGCAGCAGUCAAAAACAUACUCAAGUUUUCUUGGUUCUUCUUUGAGCUCAUAGUCAAGUCCAUGGCACAACAUUUGAUAGAUGGUAACAAAGUAAAGCUUCCAAGGCCCCAGCGUUUUCCCUCAUCUUACUUGAGCCGCGUGGAGUCCCUGGUGGAAACUGUGUCUGAACACAUUUUUUGGAAAAACAAGGACUUGCCAGAGGAAACACGCAUUGCUAAUGGAGCUGUUGCUGCUUUUGUCAAGCGCUGUUUUACAAUGAUGGACAGAGGCUUUACUUUCAAACUCAUCAGUAACUAUAUCAACAUGAUUACUGCAACUGACAGCAAGGCCUUAUGUGAGCUAAAGUUUGAGUUCCUGAGAGAGGUGUGUAACCAUGAACACUAUAUCCCUCUCAGCCUGCCUUUACCUUCUGCACGCAUCUCAGACCACGCAUCCCCAGAGCCACAAAGUAUUCAUGCUUCGAUUCCUGAAUACAACCUGACAGGAGAGUUCUGCAGGAAGCACUUCCUGACUGGCCUGUUGCUACGGGAACUGGGGCUGGCACUCCAGGACGAACAGGACCUCCGACACCUGGCAUUAGCAACCCUCAAGAGUCUCAUGGCCAAGCACUCGCUAGAUGCACGCUAUGCUACCAAGGAGAAACAGGCAAGAAUAGCUUCCCUCUACCUUCCUCUGUAUGGUCUCAUCCUGGACAACAUGCCACGAUUUUUCCUCAGGGACAUUAUUCCAAUCUACUUCACCUCCAGUGAUCAAGGCUCUCGGGACGACCUGAGUGUGAGCGGUGGCGUGGCUGGAGCAGUUAUUCCUGUUACUCGCCAUGGCAACUCGGUGGAUGCCUCCUUCUCCAAAGAAGUACUGAACUCCAUCACAGCUUUCUCCUCCUUGGCAGUUGCCACGGGUAACCAGACCGACUCUAGGGGCUCUCUGAUAAGUGUGGACUCAAACCCUAGCAACAGCGACAGGAACAGCGAAAGGAUGGACGGAUGUGAAAAGUUUGCUAGACCACAGUCCUUGAUUGGCUAUGGUUCGCGUUGUGACAAACUGGAUCAGGCAGAGACCCGCAGCCUCCUCAUGUGCUUUUUACACAUUAUGAAAACCAUUUCAGAAGAUGUUUUGGUGUCAUACUGGCAUAGAGCCAUCCACCAAGAGAUCUCUGACUUUUUUAACAUCCUAGAGUUGUGUCUUCAGCAUUUCAGGUUUCUUGGAAAGCGCCAUAUUGCCAGGAAACUAGCAGCGGCAGUAAAGCUGGCCCAGUCAACCCAAGCCAAUGGCACCCUGAAGGCCUCUAACCAUUCCUCUCAGCCCUCCCAACCCUCCAGUCUCCUUCCACAAUGGAUGUCAUCUGGAGAUGGCCACAGACAUGCUCGCUCCCAAACCAUGCCCAUCAUCAGGGGCAAAAAUGCACUCACUAACCCUAAGCUGCUACAGAUGAUGGAGACAGGUAACACAUUUUCAUUAAAUGUAUUAUUAAGACAAAUAGUUCUAAAUUAUAUUUUGUGUGUAGAUGGGGGCAUCCCAGAAGGAGAUUCCAGUCCCACAGAUGUAGAGGCAAACCUGUCCACAGAGGUGUCCCUGACUGUGCUGGAUGUACUGGAGCUUUUUGUUCACCAUCACAAGAAACAAUUGUUGCUGGAUGAUGGGCAGAAUGUACUGAUGAAGAAGGUGCUGGACACCUACAUGCUCUACUUUCAGAUCAAUCAGUCUACUGCCACACUGCGACAUGUCUUUGCUGCUCUCAGACUUUUUGUUCAAAAGUUUCCCAGUGCAUUUUUCCAGGGUAAGGCAGACUUGUGUGGCUGUCUCUGCUAUGAGAUCCUCAAGUGCUGUAAUCAUCGCUCUAGCUGCACUCAGAUGGAGGCGGCGGCCCUCUUGUAUUUUGUCAUGAGGAAGAACUUUGAGUUUACCAAAGGAAAGUCUAUAGUCCGCUCACACCUUCAGGUCAUCAAGGCAGUGAGUCAGUUAAUAGCUGAUGCUGGCAUUGGUGGUUCGCGUUUUCAGCAGUCUCUUGCCAUUAUUAAUAAUUUUGCCAAUGGUGAUGUGCAUCUGAAGAACACCCCAUUCCCAGCGGAGGUGAAAGACUUAACUAAAAGAAUCCGGACAGUUCUGAUGGCCACAGCCCAGAUGAAGGAGCAUGAGAAAGACCCAGAAAUGCUGAUUGACCUGCAGUACAGCUUGGCCAACUCUUAUGCUAGUACACCUGAGCUCCGGCGUACUUGGUUAGAAAGUAUGGCAAAGGUCCAUGUUCGCAAUGGGGAUCUCUCUGAGGCUGCUAUGUGUUACAUCCAUAUAUCAGCACUUAUUGCAGAAUCACUGAAGAGAAGAGGCUACUGGAGAGCAGACAAGACCAGGAUUUCCACUGUGUCCACAGAAGAAAACCCUGUCUUUAACUGUAGCUCCUUACUAACUACCUCCCGAGACCCAGACACAUCCUUCUCUAUGGGUUGGGCGGCCUUUAUGUGCAUUAGUCCAAAUGUGAAGGAGGAAGGGGCUAUGAAAGAGGACACAGGCACACAGGACACACCUUAUACCGAGGACACUUUAGUAGAACAGCUGGAGCUCUGCGUGGACUAUCUGUGGAAGUCAGAACGACAUGAACUCAUAGCAGACAUCAACAAACCUGUCAUCGCUGUCUUUGAAAAGCGCAGGGAUUUUAAGAGGCUUUCAGAGCUUUACUAUGACAUCCAUCGUUCCUAUCUAAAGGUGACAGAGGUGGUCAAUUCAGAGAAAAGACUGUUCGGACGAUAUUACCGAGUCGCUUUCUAUGGCCAGGGUUUCUUUGAGGAAGAGGAGAGCAAGGAGUUCAUCUACAAAGAACCAAAGCUAACAGGACUGUCUGAGAUCUCACAAAGAUUACUCAAACUCUACUCUGACAAAUUUGGAGCAGACAAUGUUAAGAUGAUCCAGGACUCAAAUAAAGUGAAUCCUAAAGACCUGGAUCCGAAAUUUGCCUAUAUCCAAGUGACCUACGUGGUACCAUACUUUGAUGAAAAAGAGCAGCAGGAAAAAAGAACAGAUUUUGAAAGGCAUCACAACAUCAACCGCUUUGUGUUUGAGACCCCCUUUACUCUGUCUGGAAAGAAACAUGGUGAUGUGGAAGAGCAAUGCAAGAGGCGCACCAUAUUAACUACAAGCUCCUACUUCCCCUAUUUAAAAAAGCGCAUUGAGGUAGUGGAACAGCAAAGCACAGAAAUGAACCCAAUAGAAGUGGCUAUAGAUGAGAUGUCCCGGAAGGUCUCUGAACUCAACCAGCUCUGCAACAUGGAGGAAGUGGAUAUGAUCAGACUCCAGCUGAAGCUGCAGGGCAGUGUCAGCGCUAAGGUCAAUGCUGGACCUAUGGCUUAUGCCAGAGCAUUUUUAGAAGAAAAGAAUGCCAAGAAAUAUCCAGACAACCAGGUCAAACUACUCAAGGAGAUUUUUAGGCAGUUUGCAGAAGCGUGUGGUCAAGCAUUGGAUGUGAAUGAGCGUCUGAUCAAAGAGGACCAGUUGGAGUAUCAGGAGGAAAUGAGGACUCACUACCGGGACAUGCUCACAGAGCUGUCAGGCAUCAUGAAUGAGCAGAUUCCUCAAACAAGACAACCAGGAACAGAACGUCACAGCGCAUUUUGAAUGGGCCAACCUCAGUGGGCCAUCAUUAAAGGACCGCUUAACCCUUCAUGGUGCCAGUAUGGGAUAAGAGCUUGUAAUUUUCUGAAAUUGUGAGACCACUCAAAGAAAGAAGUGAGUAGGCUGUGGUUGUGGUAGUUUGUAGUCUUGUGAUUAUACUUGACUGUCUACUAGAAGUCAGACUGUUUGCUACUAUUGUUUUGAAAUUGGCUACUAUUGUUUUGGAAUUGGUCAUUUGUGAAUUAUGAGUUCCUUUAUCUUACCAGCUGAUUUAUUAGUCUACAUACACACACACACACACACACACACACACACACACACUCACACACACACUCACACAGCUCUGCAAUGCUUUUACUUACAGUAUUUUGUAUAAAACACACACAGACACAGAAAUUACAUGCGCCUUCUCUUCAAAUCCCACUCCCUUUAGAUCAGUGUCCUUAUUGAGCUUGAGGUGUGUUCAGCAAUUGAAUGUGUUAACUGAAUACACUUUUAAGUCAGUUUUCAAUCUCUGUAAGAGGUUAUGAAAGAUGACAAAUACUGUAUGAAUUGUAAUAUAUUUAUAACACAGGCCAUAUUUCACAAUUAAAAUUGGAUAGUUGAACGCACCUCUAGUUCCUGACUGAAUGUAGAGCAGCUCCACAUUGCUACUUUGAACCUUUGCUAACAUUCACAAACUUUCUGCUUAACAGUUUUCAACUGGGAAAUGUUUUGUAACAUUUUUAUCACUGAAAUUGUUAUUAUUACAUGUGCUGUUUUGAAUUGUAAAUAAGAAAUAAUAAUAUUUAAGUCCGUCUUUUUAUAUAAAAUAAUCUAUAUAAAUAUUUGUUUAGCUGAAUUGAAAAAAGAACAAAACGGAUGUUUUGUGUAUAACGUUUAAAUAAAAAUUGUUAUAGUCCAAA